Molecule: messenger RNA, 1020 nt
Organism: Prorocentrum cordatum
Lineage: Eukaryota; Dinophyceae; Prorocentrales; Prorocentraceae
Source: the annotation of a GenBank genome assembly
AUGGACGAGGAGGAGUCGGACCCAGACAUCGGCGAUGAGCACAUCCGCAUCCUCUGCUCCGAGGUGGUCUCCGAGCGUCUCGUCACCCUCCAGCGCUCCAUGGACGACGCCGUGGGCAAGUCGGUCAAAUCCGCGGUGGAGACCGAGGCGGGCUCCAUCGCGUCCGCCUUCCAGCGGGAUUUCGACUCCUGCUUCGAGAAAUGCCAGAAGGAUCUGCAAGCUUUCCCUGGCAAGCUGGACCAACAAAUCCGCAACUCCGUCGCGCCCAAGCUCGAUGAGCUGCCCCGUGAGGUCACGGCACGCUGCGACGACCUCAAGCGCGACGUCCUCCUGGUGGACCAGAAGGUCGAGACCCACGCAAAGCUCCUCGCCGAGAUGCAAGAGCAGACCACCAAGCUCCAGUCGGCCCUCGUCGAGGCGAACUCGGCUCGCCCCGCGCCCAAGAACCUGGCGGGCAUCAUUCAGUUCGAUCGCGACACAGACCCGACCAUCAUCAAACUCAACGCAGGCAAGCUCGUGUCGCGCCAGGCUGUCAUUGAGAUUAUUCCCCCAUGGUUGGCAGAGCACAACAUCGAGGAGUCCAACUGGAACAUCGACUCGCCCGACCAUCUGUCCAAGAUGUUCACGAUGCGCCUCACCGGUGCGGCGGGGCUGGCCUCGCGGAGGGUUCAGAAGCUCCUGUCCAGCCUGCGCCUCUCCAGCAGCUCUCGGCGCGAGUUCGAGGUGGCCGCCCAGUAUGGAGGGGCUGCCCGUCUGCAUGUCUCCGGCGACAAGAACCCGAAGCAGAUCAAGCUGGAACUCACGGGCCGCAAGAUGCGCAACAAGUUGCAGGAUAUCUAUGGCCGCGAGCAGAAGAUCUCCCUGACAGAGAUCGUGAUCGAGGUGCUCCCAGGCCGCGAGGCCACUCGGAUCAUGUGGAACCCAGGCACCAUCGCCAAGUUCGGAGUGUCCAAGGAGACGGUCGUCGAGGCAGCGCAGGAGAUCAUCCAGCCCGAUAGUGGGCCUGCGUGGUGCCUUUAG